Messenger RNA from Heteronotia binoei (common prickly gecko), 4338 nucleotides. RefSeq names its product general transcription factor IIH subunit 1 (gene GTF2H1). The record is from RefSeq and is a predicted model, not a curated record. The coding region runs from base 273 to 1922 and encodes 549 amino acids. The transcript has 15 exons. Gene Ontology annotation, cellular component: transcription factor TFIIH core complex; transcription factor TFIIH holo complex. Lineage: Eukaryota; Metazoa; Chordata; Lepidosauria; Squamata; Gekkonidae. Gene Ontology annotation, biological process: transcription by RNA polymerase II; nucleotide-excision repair; transcription by RNA polymerase I.
GAGCUGUUUCCGGUCACAUGUUCCUAAGCGGCCGAGCUCCUUGGUCGCUCCAUGGCCCGGGAGGCGGUGGCCAGCUCCUCAAGCGGUGGACGAGCUUAGCGCUCUCCCCGUUUUCAAGUUAGCUUUUCUGUAUCGGGACAGAGGAGCUGGGUGGUAGCUGGGGUCCUCCUAGCCGCGAUCACGGUAGGGAGCCUGGCUGGAUUCGACGGUUCCGGGCUCGGAGGCCCGGCUCGCUGGUCUCUGCUGGAGGGCAGAAGCACGCUAUAACCAUUAUGGCGACAUCAUCUGAAGAAGUGUUACUAAUUGUAAAGAAGGUGCGUCAAAAGAAACAGGAUGGGGCACUUUACCUUAUGGCUGAAAGAAUAGCCUGGGCACCUGAGGGCAAAGACCGCUUCACAAUCAGCCAUAUGUAUGCAGACAUAAAAUGUCAGAAAAUCAGCCCUGAGGGAAAAGCUAAGAUUCAGCUUCAGUUGGUAUUGCAUGCAGGAGACACAACCAACUUCCAUUUCUCUAAUGAGAGUACAGCAGUGAAAGAGCGAGAUGCAGUAAAGGAUCUUCUUCAGCAGUUACUACCCAAAUUUAAGAGGAAAGCCAAUAAAGAACUUGAGGAAAAGAACAGAAUGCUGCAAGAAGAUCCUGUUUUGUUUCAGCUUUAUAAAGACCUAGUUGUGAGUCAGGUGAUCAGUGCUGAAGAAUUCUGGGCCAACCGUUUAAGCAUGAAUGCUAUAAAUAAUUCUACUGCAUCUAAUAAGCAGGAUGUGGGCAUUUCUGCAGCUUUCCUGGCUGAUGUUCGACCUCAAACAGAUGGAUGCAAUGGCCUGAGGUAUAAUUUAACUGCAGAUAUCAUUGAGUCAAUAUUUCGAACUUAUCCUGCAGUAAAAGUGAAAUAUGCAGAAAAUGUUCCUCAUAGCAUGACGGAGAAAGAAUUCUGGACGCGAUUUUUCCAGUCUCAUUAUUUUCAUAGAGACAGGUUGAAUGCAGGAUCAAAAGACCUUUUUGCAGAAUGUGCCAAAAUGGAUGAAAAGGAGUUAAAGACAAUGGUGUCUCAAGGGGUGAAAAAUCCUUUAUUAGAUUUAACAUCCUUAGAAGAUAAAUCAUUGGAUGAAGGUUAUGGUGUUUCUUUGGGACCCUCCACAUCCAACUUGGUCAAUAAAUCAAUAAAGGAGAGUAGCAAUGCUGCCAUUAUAAAACGCUUUAAUCAUCACAGUGCCAUGGUCCUUGCAGCUGGACUCCGGAAACAAGAAGCACAAAAUGAUCACUAUAGCGAGACCAGUAGCAUGGAUGGAAACUCCAGGGAUUCAGAUUUCUUUCAGCCGCCAAUGAAAAAGGUAAAGCUGCAAGAGUCCAUUGAAUAUGAGGAUUUAGAAAAUAACAACAGCAUUAAAACUAUUGCACUAAACCUAAAGAAAUCAGAUAGGUAUUACCAUGGUCCAACACCAAUUCAAUCACAGCAAUAUGCAACUAGUCAGGAUAUUAUUAAUUCUUUGCAUAGUAUUAGACAAGAAAUGGAAAUCUAUGUCCCCAAACUAACUCAGGUUCUCUCAAGUGGUGCUGCUAGUAGUACUAUCUCAGCUCUAUCACCUGGAGGAGCACUUAUGCAGGGUGGAACACAGCAAGCCAUAAACCAGAUGGUGCCAAAUGAUGUUCAGUGUGAACUAAAACACUUGUAUGUGGCAGUAGGAGAGCUGCUGAGACAUUUCUGGUCCUGCUUUCCGGUUAAUACACCAUUCCUAGAAGAGAAGAUUGUGAAAAUGAAGAGUAAUUUGGAAAGAUUUCAAGUUACAAAACUCUGCCCAUUCCAAGAAAAAAUUCGAAGACAGUAUUUAAGCACAAAUCUGAUAAAUCACAUAGAAGAGAUGCUGCAAACAGCCUACAAUAAAUUCCACACAUGGCAGUCCCGACGUAUGCUCAAGAAGACGUGAAGACCCAGUGAGGUCAAAGCGCGAGAGGAAGAAUUUGCAAUAGCUGUAGGACCACAACUACCUGAUGUGUAGAUCUUACAGACAUUGCAGGAAAGUUAGCAUCAUCUGGACUGUUGAAAAUGAUGCUAACCGAACUUGCACACUUUUGGAAAAGGAUCAGAGGUCAAACUUGAAAACUAGGGAGAUAAAUGGAACCAAACCAGAUGAGCAGAGUGGCAAAUAUAAAAGACACUGUUUACUGCAGUUACUCAGGAACUGCUUUUGAUUUUCAUAAAAAGCUGCUUUCAGAAAUAAAAAAACUUUAAAAAGGUGUAUUAAUAAAUCCAAAAUUGUUUGUCUAGUUUUUUAAAGUAUGGCACAGGGUAGGACUUAACAUUUAUUUCUUCACUAUAUUCUGGCAUUUUAUUGAAUUUUGUUUAUACUUACAGAAAUAGGUUUAAUUUUUAAAAAUAUAAUGGAGAGACUGUUUUGCCUCAAAUUCUUAAGGAGAGCUUAAUUGUGAAAGUUUCUGCCAUGUUUCCCUACCAAUCAACAGUCAUUGCACUGAGAGAACUUUGGCAUGAAAAGAGGCAGAGCUGGCAUAAGGAGUGGUGUUCUUAUGCAGAAUUUUUACCAGCCAUCAAGUUUGCAUGUUUUCUUUGGAGUGCAAGUGUGUGCUACUUCAGUUGUGUUUUUUUUAAGAUGACAUUUGUUAGAAGGUGAAAAAUACAUUUUAAAGUAGGUUUAAAAAACUUAUUAAAGUAAUAACUUUUUGUACAAUUAAGAAGAGGGGGGAAAGAAUCUUUAAAUGUGCUUUUCUCAGUUCUCUCCUGAUGACUGUUAGCGCUAUAUUUGGCAACUAGAUAAUCAUUGAAGAGUGAAUAUGAAAUAUCUUUAGCUGUGAUUGCAGUCUGCAUCAUAUUCUGGUCCAAACAUAAGGCAUUUCACUCUUGCCUAAAAUGUACCUGCCAUGUAUUAAAUACUUGACUUGUUAAAACAAAGUAAACUUGUUUUAUAUAGUCCAUGGAGUCAGACUCCUUAUAUUUCAUUGUUUUAAUGUCUUCCUCAUUAACAGAGUCUAUACUAGGACCAAGCAGCUGGCUUAGAUUACGUGUGGUGAGACCGAUGGAGGUAUUUUUAAUAAACCAAGAUUAACUAAAUGAUGCUUAAGAGCAGUCAUCACACUCAUUGGAAAGGUCGACACAGUCCUUUUUUAUGUUCACACUAGUUCAUCUCCAGAAAGAGUUAUUAGGAGAAUUAGACUUGUAUUGCUGUGUUAACAGUGUACAUUUUGGAUUGCUACCUGUUUUGAGUAGCUGUACACUCUAGCACUGUUUAAUUUGUGACCUGCAAAGUUUCUCUUUGGGUAGAGUGUGUACGUGUUUACAUGCUCACACAGUGUUUUCCAGUGACUGAUACUCUGCAACAACCAGAACUCAAAGCAAGCCAUUGUGUUAUUUAUGCUGAAAUACUAUGGAGCACAUUUAAGGCACUGCCUUUUUAGAGAGGCUGCAUUUUAUGUGAUAGUAACAAUGAUUCUGUUGCAAAACACACAAUUUGUUUUCUACUGAACUCAGCAAGUUAUAGUGAAUUGUGAAAAGCUGGAAUUGAUCUUGAAUAAUAAAACUGAUGCUGUUGUGGAAAUGUCCUCCUGCUAAAAAUUGUUCUUGGAAUAUGUAGUUAUUUGUGUGUUUGGGUAAGCCACUCAAGUAAGAGUACCAUUUUGUUUUGGUUUUAAUAGUGUGAUACCAAUGAUGGGUAUAGCCCACCCUCAGUUACAAGCAUCAUCACUGCAACAAAGAGUGUACUUCUGAUUACAAACAAAAUUGAGAAAUACUGAGAAGUGCUUGAAGCAGGCUUUAGAGCUAAGGUGAGGCAUUCAUUUUCUAGUUGAUCCUGUGGCUAUUAAAGCAUAAAAAUGUAAACUUGCACUGACAAUUCUUAGCAAUAAUUAUCUGAAAAGUAGGUUCAAACAAAACUUGCACAGGUAGAACAAAUACUGUAUUAGCAGUUACUUGUCUGGCAGAAUAUUUUUUCUGAUUUUUAUCCUGGUAUUUCAAGUGUUAGUAGAAGUACCAAGCUUCAGAGUGAGUGUAGUUGCAGUAGUAUCCCUAAACAGAGCUAUGCACUUUGGAUAUUUUCAGUUAUUUGACUAAGAACCACAAACUUCUCUCACCAGAGGAUGGCAAUAGCAACCUGUCAUGCACACUUCUCUUAAAUAGUUCUUCCCCACUUUUGCUGUCUGGUCUCUGCUGACUUCAGUACUAUUUAAGCAUGGUCCAAAAUUGAUGAGUGAUCAUUAACUGUGAAUUGUUUUUUUGCCUAACCAUACAGUCAUUGGAAUCUGAAGUUGAACUUGUAUUUAAUGGAAACGCUUAAAAAUUGUAUCACUGGCACUGUUCAAAAGUUAUAGAAUAAAUCUGAAUUCUGUAGUCAA